AUGGUUGAGCAAUAUCAAACUUUUUGCAGAAUUUUGUCAAAUAACCGACUCAAUGGGCCUAUUCCAGCUUCUUUGUGUGAUGGACAAUCAAAAGGAUUGCUUGAGUUGAGAGUGGACAACAAUCCGGAUAUAUGUCUCUGUCAUAGUACAUGUCAAAUUGGCAGCAAAGGAAGGAAGCUUGCUACAUUCACCAUUGUGCUGAUCACUGUCAUCCUGGCGCUGAUUAUACUGCUGCUCCUAUCACUGCUUUUAUUCUUCUCGAGGAGAAAAAAAUCUAAGACAAAAUUAUCACCGCCAAUUCAAGACUCGCUUGCUAUACCCGAAACCCAUAGAUUUACAUAUGAUGAAUUGAAGGCCAUCACCAACAAUUUUGAUCUUGUACUUGGAAAGGGGGGGUUUGGGAAUGUUUACCAUGGUCGAUUGCAUGACGGCACUGAAGCUGCAGUAAAACUUUUGCACUCACAUCGGAUGGUCAAUGGGACAUCAUCUGAGGAGUCCAUGUCUGCAAAUUCUGGCUCCAGAUCACAUGGGCUGAAAGAGUUUCAAGCCGAGGCUCUUCUCUUAUCGAGGGUCCAUCACAGGAACUUAGUGUCUUUGAUCGGGUACUGUAGAGACAGCAAUCAACUUGGACUUGUUUAUGAAUAUGCUGCUCGUGGAAGUCUUAGAGAUCAUCUUUCAGAUAAAACUGGAAAUAGUCAAACAUUGAGUUAGGAGAGAAAGAAUUCGGAUAGCAGUGGAAACCGCACAAGGUCUGGAGUAUCUACACAAGGGAUGUGUGCCACCUAUGAUCCAUAGAGAUGUGAAGACUAACAAUAUCCUCUUAACACAUGACUUUGAGGCAAAGGUAGCAGAUUUUGAGCUGUCAAAGCCUUUCCUGACCGAUGCCCAGACUCACGUAUCUACUGAUGUUGUGGCUGGCACUCCAGGAUACAUAGAUCUCGAGCAUGUUUUCUACUUCACAGAAGUUUGCCAGAUAAUAAUAAUAUUUGCAGUGUGAAUUGCUCAGGAUUUCCUUGAUUGCCCCUCUACUGACAAGUCGGUUUAAUUUGUUUUAUAGAGAACUUAAGAACUACUUUGGCAACUAAAUAAUAUUUGCAGUGUGAAUUGCUCA
Messenger RNA from Musa acuminata AAA Group (dessert banana), 1111 nucleotides. Its product is annotated as probable LRR receptor-like serine/threonine-protein kinase At4g29180. The transcript is spliced from 6 exons. The coding region runs from base 1 to 711 and encodes 236 amino acids. Gene Ontology annotation, molecular function: protein kinase activity; ATP binding. NCBI's taxonomy places the organism in Eukaryota, Viridiplantae, Streptophyta, Magnoliopsida, Zingiberales, Musaceae. The record is from RefSeq and is a predicted model, not a curated record. Gene Ontology annotation, biological process: protein phosphorylation.